GGGAACAGUUUCCAAUUUGCCCCGAAAAAAUUAGCGUGCUCACGGAUUACCAAAAUUGGAUCAUUUAACCCCCCUUUAAGCCAUUAACAUGCAUGGUUCGAGGAUUCAUCCUGAUGUAACCUAUGGCUCGAAACUCAACGCCUUUGCGCCCGCAGCUCCAAAAGCAGACAAAUCAAUUUAAUAGAUCAAAUCUUUCCUCCAAACCCCACAUCAUCUUCACCGAGGUGGGUUCCCCUUUCUUCAACAAACUAACCACUCAGUGCUAUAAUAGUUAUCCUAAUCUGAUUUGUUCUAUAGAUGUUCGCUCAACGGGUGCUCUUAGUGAGGUCGCUGGCCUACCGGACAUUUCCCCUCCUUUCUUCCCACUCCACCAGAGCCUUUAACACAAGUUUCCCCAGAAUUCCUCGGAAGUUCGAGCAAUACCCGGACCUCGAUGAUACAACCGAUCCUGAUAUGGUUUGUGACCCCCUAGCCCCCUCAGGGCCAUUAGCUCGGGUCCUGUUGAUAUUUGUGAGGAUAGAAUGGCGGAUACGUGAAUCCUCCGGCCGAAAAGCGUCAAUUUAGAGAUCCCUAUGGUGAUUGGUGGGACAAGCAAGGCCGCCGCAACUUUGGAGAGCCGGUAGGAUUGACCCUUAACACCAAAAACUUACCCCGUGCGUCUAACUGAUCAUAUCAAAAUAGUUGCACGAAGACGAUGACCUCCUGGGCCGAUUUACUCCUGAAGAAUAUACCCACUUCAAGCCCGGAUGGGCAUUUGCCAUGAACGGGAUGUUCAUUGCUACAAUGCUCGGAUUCUGUGGGAUCGUCUAUGCUUUCUAUCCGGACCAGCCGGCAGUUCCUAGAACCUUUCCGCAUGAUGGAUUGCUAGAUGCCCUCGGUGGCCCCGGAGCGCUCCCAGCAUUGUCGGAUAAAAAUGAUAAAUAAAUACUUGUACUGAAGUCUUCCAAUGCUUACUGCUUUCUCGUCCGUGUGUACAUAAACUACAAAUACCAAUCAUCCAAGCCUAUCCUGCAAAAUUCAUGGAUAUCUGUAGUUAGAAGGAGCAGAAUUCGGGGUCUUAUGUGCCCUAAGGAGUAAAACGCAUUGAAGUAUUAUGAAGGCAUAAUACCACGGUCCAUUGUGGACGCUUUGGUAAG
Molecule: messenger RNA, 1136 nt
Organism: Tuber aestivum (summer truffle)
Lineage: Eukaryota; Fungi; Ascomycota; Pezizomycetes; Pezizales; Tuberaceae
Source: the annotation of a GenBank genome assembly